CUCACACAAUACCAGGUUCAGCUAUGAACUGAGUAACAUCUGUGCUACAACUCGUCGCUCCGGUUCAACAUGGACUCACUGAAAUUUCUGCUUUUCGUUGCAGUCGCCGCUUGCACAGUGAAAGUUUCUCUUCAAAGGCCAAACAAGCGCAGACUGUACAAGGACCUGAUGUCUGACUACAACCCACUGGAGAGACCAGUCUCCGAUGAGUCUCAGACUGUCACUGUCGAGCUUGGCUUAAGCCUCAUGCAGAUCAUGGAUUUGGAUGAGAAGAAUCAGGUGUUAACGACCAAACUUUGGCUACGAAUGUUCUGGGAUGACUAUCACCUCCAGUGGAAUACAUCUGAUUAUCCGGGUGUGUCUGAUGUGAGCUUUCCUGACCAUCUCAUUUGGAAACCAGACAUCGUGCUCUCUAACAGUGCAGAUGAAAGAUUUGAUGCUAGCUACCACACCAACAUUUUGGUCAAGUCCACGGGCUCCUGUUUCUACCAAUCUCUAGGGAUCUUUAAGAGCACGUGCCACAUCGAUGUGCGCUGGUUCCCCUUUGAUAUACAGAAAUGCGAAUUGAAGUUUUUCUCCUGGGCGUACAAUGGGUGGUCUCUGGACUUGAAGAUGAUGGAGGCGGAAAUCUCUGACAACAUCCCCAAAGGAGAAUGGGAUCUUGUUGAGGUUACAGGGCGGAAGGAGGAGAAAAAAUAUGCCUGUUGCCCAGAGCCAUACCCCGACGUCACCUAUACUGUGGUGAUGCGGAGACGGACCCUCUACUACUGCUUCAAUCUGCUCAUCCCCUGUGUCCUCAUCUCCACUCUGGCCCUGCUUGUCUUCCUGCUUCCUGCUGACUCUGGAGAGAAGACUUCACUGGGAAUUACAGUCAUGCUCUCCCUGAUGGUCUUUAUGCUGCUAGUUGCAGAGAUUAUGCCUGCUACAUCAGACUCUGUGCCUUUAAUAGCUCAGUACUUUGCCACCACUAAGGUCAUUGUUGGUCUGUCAGUAAUUGCUACAGUUUUGGUCUUACAAUAUCACCAUCAUGACCCUGACGGAAGCAAGAUGCCAAAGUGGACCCAUGUCUUCCUCCUGAACUGGUGUGCCUGGUUCCUGCGCAUGAAGCGCCCGGGUGAAGAGCGGGUGCGUCCAGCUUGCCACAACAAUGUUCCACGGAGCAGCCUGACCAGCAUGGAACUCAAUGUUAACGCCUCAGCCCCCCAAUCCACCAACUGCAACAUGCUCUAUGUUGGCAGCCGUGGCCUGGAGAGCAUUCACCACACCACAGCUGCCCCCUCGCCUGACUCUGGGAUCCUCUGUGGACAGCUUAUUGGACGAGGAGGUGAGGAUGAGGUUCUCCUCCCUACAGGUCAGAGCUCCUCAGUGGGCAACGUGGAACCAGAGCUGGCCAAGAUCUUAGAUGAAGUGCGCUAUAUUGCCAAACACUUCCGUAACCAAGAUGAGUACAAGUCGGUGCGCAAUGAGUGGAAAUUUGCUGCAGCUGUUAUUGACCGGCUCUGUCUCAUGGCUUUCUCACUCUUCACUAUCCUCUGCACCAUCGGGAUUCUUAUGUCAGCACCAAACUUUGUUGAGGCCAUUUCCAAGGACUUUUUUGGUUGAGGACUUGAUCAGAAAAAAAUACUUCAAUGAAAAAAAAAGCUUAUACCAAUCACUUUUAUCACAGAGUAACCAUUUGUAAACUAAUUAGGCAGCAAUUUGGACACACUUAAGUCUGCUAAUGUGAAUGAGAUUCAUCACCAAAUAUUUAACCCUACUAAAGUCUAAUUGGCUAUUAAUUCAGGCAAAAUGUAUGUAAAGCAUAAAUACUGUAAUUGAAUCUAUGCCUUACAAUUUAUAGUGAAAAUGACCAGCUUUUGCCUUUUUAUAUGACACAGACUGAUGUACUAAAACUGUAAAACAUCUAAAUAUGAUCUCUAUGUACCGUUUUCACAUGAUUCUGUAAAAUGCUUAUACUACAAAGUGUUGUUUUAAGUUGUGUAAUUUGCUAACAAAUAAAGAAUGUAACUGUUGUUUAUGUUACAUGUGUAUUAUUGUUUAUUACAGUGUAUCUAUGAAAAGAUUCUCACUAAAAUCUAUGCUAUAUAUAAAACAUUGCAGCCAUAGUAUCUUGUAUUGAAAUGUAUUUGUUGUAUCACAUUAUUACUCAUAUAUUCAAAACAAUUAAGUGAUGUUGUUCAUUGCAUUUCUAUUGAUACAAAUUAUUGUUGAUUAGUGUCAUAAGCAUAAACAAAUACCUCAGUUUGACAAUGUUCUCACUUGCUCUGACUCAUUGUUUCUUUUUUAUUUUUAUUGUAACAAUUUUCUUAAAGGUAAUAAUUAAAGGUCAAAAUCUUUUCAUGUCAGUCAAUUUUUAUUUAUUUUGUUUUUGCUCUUGUCCAGUCAACAAUUGUACUGUAAUGUCUCAAAAAUAAAUGUAUUUUUUGUAUUUGGAAAUGGGACCGAAUAUGAAAAAUGUUUUCUUUUUAUAGAGCACUGUGUUUUUAUGCUAGUUUUUUACAAUCAUACUGCAGCUCCCUCCGCAUUUUCCUAUUUUGAUGGCAAAUGAUAACCUCGACGCUUAAGUGCAUUUCAGUUUGCUAUCAAAUUGAAACAGACAACAGAAGUAAAACAGACUGACACAGCAAGCCUUUAGAGAGCCAGCCAGUAAAAUCCCAAAGCUCUUCUGGGCAGCUAAAACAUAGAUAUAAUAUAUAGAUAGACAGAUAUAAUACAGCAUGGUGUGAAGAAUAAUGAGUCGUCAGUGACAUCUAACUUGGCAAAAGUAUUGUGCCUUAAGACAAGAAUAAAAAAUUGCAUAGAACAAGUUCCUGAAAAUUCAGAACCAUUUGAUUUAAUGUCUUAAUCAAAACUUGACUUAAUUACUAGUUCACUGAUGACUGGUUUAAUUCCACUGCCAGUGAAUAACAACCAAUUAAAAAAAGGAAAAUAAAAUGUUUUCCAGUUGAGUCAAGAAUGUAUGUGUGAUUUACAGUGGUUAAUUUUGGAGUGAAUGUCAUGAAUGUCAUAGUUAUACACAAGAUAUUGUGAAAAAUGCUCCCUGGCAGUAUUCCUUACCCUUCCCAAACUUCAAUGCAAUUUAUAGUUUGUGUGUUGUAGACCAAUUCUUUAACUAAUACUCAGGUAAAGUGCAAGUAAGUUAAAUGAGUGUACUCUAGUGAAGCUAGACAUGGCUACUUGAUUAAAUGUACUUCACUGGUAUCUAGGGUGGUAGCAGUAUUCAGAUCCUUUACUUAAAUAAAAGUACCAAUACAGCAAUGUAAAAAUACUCCAUUACAUGAAAAAUUCUUCGUAAGUAAAAGUACAUUAUUAGCGUAAAAUGUAGUUGCAGUAAAAGUAGGGGUUUGGUCCUGAUUGAUA
Thunnus maccoyii (southern bluefin tuna) is the source of this 3360-nucleotide messenger RNA. RefSeq names its product neuronal acetylcholine receptor subunit alpha-7-like. The coding region runs from base 70 to 1602 and encodes 510 amino acids. Lineage: Eukaryota; Metazoa; Chordata; Actinopteri; Scombriformes; Scombridae. Gene Ontology annotation, cellular component: postsynaptic membrane; neuron projection; synapse. Gene Ontology annotation, molecular function: transmembrane signaling receptor activity; acetylcholine-gated monoatomic cation-selective channel activity. The transcript is spliced from 10 exons. Gene Ontology annotation, biological process: monoatomic ion transmembrane transport; regulation of membrane potential; signal transduction. The record is from RefSeq and is a predicted model, not a curated record.